This is a messenger RNA of Entelurus aequoreus (snake pipefish), 2438 nucleotides long. It is a transcript of the gene trarg1a, whose product is annotated as trafficking regulator of GLUT4 (SLC2A4) 1a. The transcript has 3 exons. The coding region runs from base 372 to 932 and encodes 186 amino acids. Gene Ontology annotation, cellular component: membrane. NCBI's taxonomy places the organism in Eukaryota, Metazoa, Chordata, Actinopteri, Syngnathiformes, Syngnathidae. The record is from RefSeq and is a predicted model, not a curated record.
CGUCCACUCUGACACCAGCAGCCGAGUGGAGCAGCAAGAAGGUGUCUGCCCAGAGAAACUAGGUCUGCUUAUUUCUUGCUAUUCUCCUUACACAACAAAGGAGGAGAGGAAAAAGAAAAGAAGAAGGAAAAUAAAAGAAGAGGAAGGAAAAGAAAAGAAGAGGUUGCAUGCAGCACAUGAUCCUGAAGAUGACUUGAAUGGAUGUGAAAGAAGCAAAGUCAUUUUUGAGGUGAAGGAAUUCUUCUCUUUUCUUCUUUCGCUCCCGAACAAAUCUGUGGUAAAAAAAACGUUUUUUUGUGUGAAAAUGGCAAGUGAGCAAGAUUAAACUGGCUAAUAUAGAUUUUUUGAGUUGUGCCGAGACAAAGGAGAGCAUGGCCGUCAACACGGACGUCGACUUCCUCAAGUCCAACCUGGGAGAAGGUGGAGGAGGAGGUGGAGGCGCUCAGCUGGCAGACUUCCAGGAGACGGAGAAUCUCCUGGCGGUCACCACGGAGCCGGCGGGCCACGGACUGAAGAUGUCCUCCUCCUUCUCCGUCACCAUGGACCACCAGGACAAGGGUCCCGGGGCCGACCACAACGGCCACAGCGUGAGCUUGAGGUCGGGCUCGGCGGGGCAGCUGGCGGCCGCCGCGCCCCUUUCGCCGUCUAAAGUCUCCCUGAGCCGCUCCUCCACCGGGAACGCCGCCGUGCACGAGAGACCCAAACCUCGGGACCACUUGAUCCUGGUCAUCAUCUCCUGCUUCUUCCUGGUGUGGCCCAUCAGCAUCGUGGCCCUCGUCUACUCCAUCAUGUCCAGGAACAGUCUGCAGGCGGGCGACGUGGACGGGGCCAGAAGACUCGGACGACUGGCUCGUCUGCUCAGUAUCGUCUCCAUCGUGCUGGGAGUGGUGGCCAUCAUCGUCUACAUCUCAUUUUCAGUUUUGCAGAAAUGAGGGACACAAACAGCCCCGUGACGUCCAAACACAGAUGCAACGAGAAGAAAAGAAAAGAAUGCAUACAUUUAAAUCUGAUCUGGUUUCGUUUCUACCAUAUUGUAACUAUGACAUCAUGACGUUCCGGAAGCAAUAGCAAAGUCAUGAUCUUGCUCCUGCAUGCAUUACAACCCACUAACAUCUGCUCCAUGCGACACUAUUACGGACAGGAAGGAGAAGACACUUUCCAACGUGUGAUUACGGACGAGUGAGCACAGGAGACUUUUUCUACACCAGUGAUGGGACGCUUUAACAGCUUCUCCUGUUGGACAGCAGCAUAUAAUCCUCCUAUAUUGAAAGCCGACACAUCAAAAAUGAGAUGUACGUUUUGUACCAUGUGACUACGAAGGCAGCGGACUGAAUCGUUAAGACUGACGGAAUGAGAAGUUUGUGUACGUGAGGAGUCAAGCGCUUGUUGAAUCAUCCCCCCAAAAAAUAUGAUUAUUGCUUUGUAUAUGCAAACACAGGUGCACCCUUUCACAUUAAUCACUUUCAUUUGCCGCACCUAACACUUAAUCUUUGCUCCAGCUCUUCACCUAAUGCCCUUAAUCUCUGUUUACAACCUUUCUACUUGUCGUAUAUCCUCAGUGCUACGCCAGACUGGUUCAAUUCAAGUCUUUUCUUGUAUAUGUAAGCGGAAAUAUAUAUGCAAUAUGUAUGCAUGAUGUACAGUAUGUUUCUUUAAAUGACCUUCACUUCAAUCAACAUCCAGAUCUAACAGAUUGUGUUUCAUAUCAGACAGUGAUCAUCAGUGUUACCACACACACACACACACAUACUAUAUAGUGGGUAAGGCACCUUCACAAUACAGAUAACAUUAACUUCAGGGGGGGGCGUGAAAGAAAUUUGUGAGGUUAGGUGUGUGUGAGGUAAUUGCGUACCGGCAUCUUUAGUGUUCGUAAAGAACUAUCUUGACACAUAGAUAAGCAAAAUAAAUAGUGAGGUGAGAUGGCGGGGGAAAGGGGCCGUGAGAGGCAAUUGGGUAAAGAACUACAGAUAAAAAAACAUGAACUUCAGGGGGGCGUGAAAAAUAAUUGUGAGGUGUCGAGGGAAAGUGGGCGUGAGAGGCAAUUGCAUAAUGGCAUCUUUAGUGUUUGUAAAGAACUACAGAUAAAAAACAUGAACUUCGGGGGGGCGUGAAAAAAAAUUGUGACGUGUCUAGGGAAAGUGGGCAUGAGAGGCAAUUGCGUAAUGGGAUCUUUAGUGUCCGUAAAGAACUAUCUUGACACAUAGAUAAGCAAAAUUAACAUUAACUUCGGGGGCGUGAAAAAAAAUAGUGAGGUGAGAUGUCGGGGGAAAGGGGCCAUGACAGACAAUUGGGUGAAGGACUACACAUAAAAAACAUGAACUUCAGGGGGGCGUGAAAAAUAAUUGUGAGGUGUCGAGGGAAAGUGGGCGUGAGAGGCAAUUGCGUAAUGGCAUCUUUAGUGUUCGUAAAGAACUAUCAUGACACAUAGAUUUAAAAAA